CAUUUUUUCCAUGUUACAAAUCUCUCCAAGUUGUUUUUUUCUUAAAACAAUAAAAUAAAAUAAACAAAUUACUUAUAAAAAAAAUGAAAUGAAAAAAAAAAAAGAAAAAGAAAAAGGAAGCAUCCUAGUUAGUUUCUUCUGUAACUCAAAAUCUCUCUGCCCCCUUUUGUCUUUUUCCUUCUCAAUCUUUCUUCAGCCAUGGCUGAACCACUGACACUCUUCACAAUAAUCCUUAAUUAAUUCUUCAAAAUUUUCAACUCCAUCUUCGAAAUUGCCUCUCACUUUCCCGUUUCCAUCCAUUUAUAUACAUUCAUCACUUCCACUCUUUUCACUCACUUCAAUUUCCAUGCAAUUUUUAUUUUAUUUGAUUUUGUGCUCUGUUUUUCUCAAUUCCUCUGUUCUUCAAGCUGCUUCAAUGGCGGCUACUCUGUCGUUUCCCCCUUUUCCUUUGGAUCGACAAGGAUCCACCAGAAUGCUCAAGGAUUUUCUUCAGGAAACCAAUGCAAAUGGAAUCACAUCUUCUAAAUUCAAACCGGCGUCGUUUAAAGCUCUGGCUAUCCAUGCCGUCGUCGCCGCCGUGAAGAGGAUCUCGUUUCCGUCUAUGAAAUCGCCAAAGAUUUUCCCUCGAAGUCUUUCGCGGAGGCUGUUGCGGAAAACAGAGAGAAAUGAGAGAGAAAUCGGAGGCGAUUUCGUUGUUAAGAUUAAGGACAUCAUUCGGUGGAAAUCGUUUAGGGAUUUGGUCGACGAGACAGCGGCGGCUCCAUCGCUUGAUUUCGCCGAUUCGCCGGAUCGUUACACGGCCGCCGCUACGACUACGACGACGACGACGACAACUGGCAGUUAUAGUUCGAGCUGGUGCGAGAGCGAUUUCAUGGCGGAGGAUUUGCCGUCGCCGUCGUGGAGAGAUUGGUCCGAGGACGGUGGCGACGGCGCAGUAGGAAAAAUGCAUUUCCCAUGUGUCGGUGAGGAUUCGAUGGAAACGACAGUGGCUUUCGCAGAAAACGACAAAAAGGUAAAUAUAAAUGCAUUAUCAAGACGAGACGAUAAUAAAGAACAAAAUGUACUGGACAAAAGUACAAAAUGGGUAUUAGAAGACGUCGAGGAAGCAAUUUCAUUACCAAAAAAUGGUAGAUUGACACAAAGUUAUGGUAUGGAUAGGCUGCUUUUAGAAUUUAUUCGACGAGAACUCGCAUACGUUCGAGAUGACGAUGAACGAGUGAGAAACGAUGACAAAAUUAGGAGAAAGAAAGGCAAAGAAGAGGAAGAUGGGCAAGAUUGGUUUUUGUCUCACAAGGGGAAGGAAACUUAUAUGAGAGAAAUGGAGAGGGAAGGAAAAUGGGAGGUGUUUGGUGUUGAGGAGAAAAUUGAAUUAGGGUUACAAUUUGAAGGGGAGAUUUUGGGAUGUUUGGUUGAUGAAAUUCUACUUGAUACUCUCCAAUUAUGAAUACAAAAUUUUUCUUUUAUUUUUUUGGAUUA
Molecule: messenger RNA, 1476 nt
Organism: Benincasa hispida (wax gourd)
Lineage: Eukaryota; Viridiplantae; Streptophyta; Magnoliopsida; Cucurbitales; Cucurbitaceae
Product: DUF4378 domain protein
Source: RefSeq, a predicted model, not a curated record